UGGGCGGUAGCUUACGCCACCUAGCCUAACCUAGAAAAUGUUGUCAGUGUUGCCCACAGUUGUUCCUUGUGUUGACGGUGCUGUGGCGGUCCUUUGAAGUGCGCAUUUCCAGCGUUGGAGGCUGUGUUGUCGUGAUUUCUCCAGGCUGCGCGGUGCCGAUGAAUUACGGCUAUGACUGGGUGUUCUGCACCGAACUGCAAGAACCGCACGGAAAACGGGAAAUCGUUCUUCUCGGUACCAUUUGGACGAUCGGUCGCCGUCGUCCGCCGCCGACUUCAAUGGCUGUUGCGCAUGCGCCGCGAAAGGCCGACGACGAGAGGAGCAAAACUAUGCGAGGAUCAUUUUACGCAGGACCAGUUUGAAGAGUACUCCGUGAAGGGGAAAAAGAGACUAAAAGCAGAUGCUGUGCCCACCAUUUUUUCUUUUUCAUCACCGUCAGAAUUCAUUGUUGGCAUGCCCACUGAGCUGUCUACGCCAAGAUCAGGAGAGCAGCCAAGUACCCGUAAGGACUCGACCUCAGCACCAGCAGGUUCCAAAGCACUGGAACAUUCGGCUGCUUCUGCCUCAAAGCUUGCUGCAAUAUCUAUGGAUCAGCCGUCUCACGCAGCUGCCCAUCCGGACUAUGCGCCUAACCUCCUGAACGAACCUGCCCCCGACUUGCGAGUUCUGAUGUGCAUCCGGAAGGCAUUGCAGAGGGAACCACCAGAGGCAAUCGGUAACAGCGAUACCCAGCCCUCUGCAGCUCUGCAGUCCUAUGACAGUGGGAUCCGAGGUUCAAGCAGUGAAAUGGAGGCUGCUGGCCAAGAGAACUCCUCAUCUUCCCUGUCUUCUGUCCACAAGUUGGCAAGAAAAUUCGAGAAAGACCAAGCAGAGGUAGCGAAAGCAGCUGCCAGCCAGACCCAACCAUCCGCAGGUCUACAGCCACACGACAGUGGAGCCCAAGGUUCAUGCAACGAAACGGAAGCUGCCAGCCAGGACAGCUCGUCUUCCCUCAACGAGUUGGCAAGGCGACUCCAAGAGGACCAUACAGAGGGAGUGGAAGCAGGUGCCGAGGACGCCGAUCAGCCAACAAAAGAAGACCCUUCAGCAGAGCCGCAGGUUUCACCCGAAACUCUUCGCCACGUCAAAGACAACCUUCAAAGGCACCUGCUCAAGCUUAAAAAGAAACGAAAAAAACAGUGACCUUUUAAUUAUGUACAGAUGUUCUCAUCCUCAAGCUGCAGAGAAUGCACCUAGAGUUAGAUUCAUUUCAAAUACCA
Ixodes scapularis (black-legged tick) is the source of this 1259-nucleotide messenger RNA. RefSeq names its product peroxynitrite isomerase THAP4-like. The transcript is spliced from 11 exons. NCBI's taxonomy places the organism in Eukaryota, Metazoa, Arthropoda, Arachnida, Ixodida, Ixodidae. The record is from RefSeq and is a predicted model, not a curated record. The coding region runs from base 172 to 1182 and encodes 336 amino acids. Gene Ontology annotation, molecular function: sequence-specific DNA binding.